CGCAGCCGGGAGCCCGACCGCCCCCGCCGCCGAGGUUCCUGCCUGAAAACCAGCUUGGGAUCCCCCCGCUGCCUGCAGCCACCUCCUACCCAGCCCCCCAUCACCAUGCACUCCUUGGACGAGCCGCUCGACCUGAAGCUGAGCAUCACCAAGCUCCGGGCGGCGAGAGAAAAGCGUGAGAGGGCGCUGAGUGCAGUCCGGCACCGAGCUCUGCACAGGGAGCUCGGCCUGGUGGACGACAGCCCCACCCCAGGCUCUCCAGGCUCCCCGCCCUCAGGCUUCCUGCUGAACCCCAAGUUCCCCGAGAAGGUAGAGGGACGCUUUUCGGCUGCCCCUCUGGUGGACCUCAGCUUGUCACCGCCAUCUGGGCUGGAUUCCCCCAAUGGCAGCAGCUCGCUGUCCCCUGAGCGCCAGGGCAAUGGGGACCUGCCUGCAGUGCCCACCGCCCCGGACUUCCAGCCGCUGCGCUAUCUGGAUGGCGUCCCCAGUUCGUUCCAGUUCUUCCUGCCUCUGGGCUCCGGGGGGGCCCUGCACCUGCCUGCUUCCUCCUUCCUCACCGCCCCCAAGGACAAGUGCCUCUCACCAGAGCUACCCCUGCCCAAGCAGCUGGUGUGUCGUUGGGCCAAGUGUAACCAGCUCUUCGAGCUCCUGCAGGACCUGGUGGAUCACGUCAACGACUACCACGUCAAGCCUGAGAAGGACGCAGGGUACUGCUGUCACUGGGAGGGCUGUGCCCGCCACGGCCGCGGCUUCAACGCCAGCAGGUACAAGAUGCUCAUCCACAUCCGCACGCACACCAACGAGAAGCCACACCGCUGCCCCACCUGCAGCAAGAGCUUCUCGCGCCUGGAGAACCUGAAGAUCCACAACCGGUCGCACACGGGGUCUUCCUGGAAGUGUGGAAGCAAAUGUGUGGUCCUGCCGGUGGAGGUGGUCGCUGUCACCCACAAUUUGAAGCACGGGACCGAGGCCGAGGGCACGCCACCAGGCCACAGGCAGGGCUGGGGUGUGACCGGGGACCAGGCCGGCUGCUCAGCGCCUGGGCCCUGCUGCCCCCAGCUGGGAAGAGAUCUCGUGCCAGGUGAGAAGCCCUACGUGUGUCCCUACGAGGGCUGCAACAAGCGCUACUCCAACUCGAGCGACCGCUUCAAGCAUACGCGCACCCACUACGUGGACAAGCCCUACUACUGCAAGAUGCCCGGCUGCCACAAGCGCUACACGGACCCCAGCUCGCUGCGCAAGCACAUCAAGGCCCACGGCCACUUCGUGUCUCACGAGCAGCAAGAGCUCCUGCAACUGCGCCCGCCCCCCAAGCCACCGCUGCCCACCCCCGAUGGCGGCCCCUAUGUCAGCGGAGCCCAGAUCAUCAUCCCCAACCCUGCUGCCCUUUUUGGAGGCCCCGGCCUGCCUGGCCUGCCCCUGCCCCUGGCCCCCGGCCCCCUUGACCUCAGCGCCCUGGCGUGUGGCAAUAGCGGGGGCGGUGGGGGUGCAGGGGGCAUGGGCCCCGGGCUGCCGGGCCCCGUCUUGCCCCUCAAUCUGGCCAAGAACCCGCUGCUGCCCUCACCCUUUGGGGCUGGUGGACUGGGCCUGCCUGUGGUCUCCCUCCUCGCUGGCUCCGCUGGCGGCAAGGCCGAGGGGGAGAAGGGGCGCGUGGCAGUGCCAGCCAGGUCUCUGGGCGUGGAGGGCCGCAAGACACCCCUCGAGAGGACUGAGAACAGCCGCUCCCGGCCGAGCCCUGACGGACUCCCCCUGCUGCCGGGCACCGUGCUGGACCUGUCCACGGGCGUCAGCUCGGCGGCCAGCAGCCCAGAGGCACUCGCUCCGGGCUGGGUGGUCAUCCCUCCAGGCUCCGUGCUGCUCAAGCCGGCUGUGGUGAACUGAACCCGCCUGGUGGACAGCUACCUGCGGCCCAGCUAGGAGCUCCCGGCCCCCUGCCCCCG
Lynx canadensis (Canada lynx) is the source of this 1940-nucleotide messenger RNA. It is a transcript of the gene GLIS2, whose product is annotated as GLIS family zinc finger 2. The record is from RefSeq and is a predicted model, not a curated record. NCBI's taxonomy places the organism in Eukaryota, Metazoa, Chordata, Mammalia, Carnivora, Felidae. Gene Ontology annotation, molecular function: RNA polymerase II cis-regulatory region sequence-specific DNA binding; DNA-binding transcription factor activity, RNA polymerase II-specific. The transcript is spliced from 8 exons. Gene Ontology annotation, biological process: smoothened signaling pathway; regulation of transcription by RNA polymerase II. Gene Ontology annotation, cellular component: nucleus. Bases 106 to 1881 code for a protein of 591 amino acids.